Gastrolobium bilobum is the source of this 2138-nucleotide messenger RNA. RefSeq names its product pentatricopeptide repeat-containing protein At1g79080, chloroplastic-like. The record is from RefSeq and is a predicted model, not a curated record. Gene Ontology annotation, molecular function: protein binding. Bases 233 to 1945 code for a protein of 570 amino acids. Lineage: Eukaryota; Viridiplantae; Streptophyta; Magnoliopsida; Fabales; Fabaceae. The transcript has a single exon.
GGUCGGAACAUUGCUGAGGCUGCCGGUUACAGAUCGAAACCGUUUACUCUGUUGAAAAUUGCUCCCUGGUACCCCUCUCUCUCUCUCUCUAUCCAUUCUCACUCAUUCAUUCAUAGUGUAAUCACAGUGAAGCAUUAGUAAUUUUGCUAAGUAGAACCAACCCAGAAUGUUGAUUUUUGUUCUAUAUACAAAAGUUACAUAGGAUUCACCAUCAUUACUUUCCACUUCAAUCAUGGCUACACUGCUGAAUACGGUGCCUCCAGCUACAAAUUUAUCAGCAAAAACAAAAAGAAACGGUUAUGGUUUCUUGUAUUCCCAUGUUCCAAAUCUUAGCAAUUUUUCCCUCAACAAGGGUUUUUCUAGAGUUUUGGCUUUGGCCCAGAUUGCUAUUUCCCCAAAAGAUUCUGUUUUUACUGUGCCCAAUUGGAGGGCUGGGAAGAAUGACCAAAAAAGUAGGGAGGUUAGGGUUAAUGAUGCAUUUCUUCAUUUAGAGUAUAUGGUGGGUAAGGGCCAUAAGCCUGAGGUAGCUCAAGCAACUCAGCUUUUGUAUGAUCUUUGCAAAUCCAAUAAAGCAAGGAAAGCUGUUAAGGUGAUGGAGAUGAUGGUAGAUUCAGGUAUUAUACCUGAUGCAGCUUCAUACACCUACUUGGUUAAUUAUUUGUGUCAUAGAGGCAAUGUUGGGUAUGCAAUGCAGUUGGUUGAAAAGAUGGAGGGGCAUGGCUUUCCAACUAAUACUGUUACCUAUAACACUCUUGUUAAAGGGCUUUGCAUGCAUGGGAAAUUCAACCAGAGCUUGCAGCUUUUGGAUCGUUUAACUAAGAAAGGCAUGGUCCCAAAUGCAUUCACAUAUUCUUUCUUGCUUGAAGCUGCUUAUAAGGAAAGGGGAGUAGAUGAAGCCAUGAAUCUUCUAGAUGAGAUAAUUGCCAAGGGUGGGGAUCUUAAUUUGGUUAGUUACAAUGUAUUGUUAACUGGGUUGUUCAAGGAAGGUAGAACUGAAGAAGCUAUUCAGCUUUUCAGGAAUUUGCCUGCAAAGGGGUUCAAUCCUAAUGUUGUGAGUUAUAACAUUUUACUAAGGAAUUUGUGCUAUGAAGGGCGGUGGGAGGAAGCAAAUGAGCUUUUAGCAGAGAUGGAUGGAGUUGACUUGUCUCCCUCUGUAGUUACUUACAACAUAUUAAUUACUUCUCUUACUCUCCAUGGAAGAACCAAACAAGCUUUCAAAGUCUUAGAUGAAAUGACGAAGAGUGGGUUCAUGGUGACUACUACUAGCUACAAUCCAAUUAUUGCCCGCCUCUGCAAGGAAGGGAAAGUGGAUCAUGUAGUUCAGUGUCUUGACCAAAUGAUUCAUCGACGCUGUAAUCCUAAUGAAGGAACAUACAAUGCAAUCGCGAUGCUUUGCGAGCAGGGGAAGGCGCAGGAAGCUUUCUUUAUAUUCCAAAGCUUGGGUAAUAAACAAGACUGCCCCCUGCAUGAUUUUUACCAAAAUUUGAUUUCAAGCCUGUGUAGGAAAGGGAACACAUAUCCAGCUUUUCAGGUAUUAUAUGAAAUGGCAAAGUAUGGAUUUUCUCCAGAUUCCUAUACUUAUUCAUCUUUGAUAAGAGGAAUGUGUAGGGAGGGAAUGUUAGAUGGAGCUAUUGAGAUAUUCAGGAUUUUGGAAGAAAAUUAUUACCGGCCUGAUAUUGAUAACUACAAUGCACUUCUACUUGGAUUUUGCAAAUCUCAAAGAACAGACUUGUCAAUAGAGAUAUUUCAGAUGAUGAUUAAUAAAGGAUGUAUGCCUAAUGAGAUAACCUACACCAUUCUUGUUGAGGGGCUUGCUUUUGAAGAGGAAAUGGAUAUAGCAGCUGAGCUGCUGAAAGAGUUAUAUGUGAAAAAGGUUCUGAGCCAAAGUACUGUUGAAAGACUAUCUAUGCAAUACGACCUCAAGGAAUUAGAAUUAACAGGGUAGAGACAUAUACCCUCAAGGUAUAUAACAAUAGAAAGUGAGUAGGGUUAUUUUGUACUUUCAGAUAUGAAUGGAGUUUUCUCAGCUUGAGUACUUGAUUACCUAUAGAUUGUUAUUGUUCAGUGAAACAAAGUUCCUGAAUGCUUGAAAUUUUGAUUGAAUUGAAUGUUUAGAGAUGUAUUGUGAAAAGGUUCAA